Messenger RNA from Harmonia axyridis, 1389 nucleotides. RefSeq lists its product as uncharacterized. The transcript has a single exon. NCBI's taxonomy places the organism in Eukaryota, Metazoa, Arthropoda, Insecta, Coleoptera, Coccinellidae. The record is from RefSeq and is a predicted model, not a curated record. The coding region runs from base 1 to 1389 and encodes 462 amino acids.
AUGACAUUUGGCUUGCAAAAAUGCGCAAAGGUCGAGGUGAUAAGAGGUAAGCUGAGCAGAAGAGAAGACAUAAUCCUGUCAGAUGGACAGAUCAUAAACAACUUGGGAGAGGAAAGAAGAUACAGAUAUCUUGGAGUCCAGCAGACGUAUGAGAUUAAGCAACAGGAGAACAAGAGAGAAGUCGAAGAGCAAAUGAUAACAAGAGUGCGGAAAAUACUGAGCACACAGCUCUCAGCUAAAAACAAAAUCACAGCCAUUAACACAUGGGCAAUACCGGCUUUCUCAUACACUGCUGGAAUCCUAAACUGGUCAAAAACAGACCUGGAAAGACUGGAUAGAAGAGUGAGAGCAAUUUUCACGCAGCACGGCAUGUUGCACCCAAAUUCGGCGAUAGAGAGGCUAUAUAUACAACGCAGCGAAGGAGGUCGAGGACUGACUAGCAUAGAGAUCACCGACCUAAAAGAAAAAAAUAACUUAAAACGGUAUUUUGGCAACGAGACCUUACCUCUGCACCGGCUGGUAUCUGCUAUGUUCGAUUCUCGCACCCCUAACGCAGCAGAAAGAGCAGAACCUGAAACAGAAGAGCUAGAAGAGAAGUGGAAAAGAAACUGGCAAACGAAACCACUACAUGGCCGUUUCUACACAAGCCUCCACCAACCAGAGGUGGACAUGAAAAGCUCAAAUACUUACCUUACGCAGGGCUACUUGUUCCCCCAAACUGAGGGGACCUUCCUGGCCAUACAGGACCAAGUUGUACCAACUCGAGUCUACAUUAAACAUAUAAUGAAGCAGCGUGUUGAAACCACAAAGUGUAGACUCUGCAACCAGGAAGAGGAAUCAGUGCAGCACCUCUCAUCGGGAUGCUCAGCGAUAGCGGGGACUAAAUAUCUCAGCCGACACAAUAACAUGGGCAAGGUGGUGCACCAGCUGCUGGGAUUGAAAGAACUCCUCAUAAAAAACUUUACUCCACAUCAUUUGUACAACCCACAGGCACUUCUAGAAAAUAGCGAUGUCAAAAUAUACUGGGACAUUCCAAUUGCGACGGAUCAAGGGGUGGAGCACAACAGGCCUGAUCUCGUUAUUUGGGAUAAAAAGAAAAACGAGGCUACCAUAAUCGAUUUCGCGGUGCCUUUUGACCAGAACCUCAUGAAGGCUUACAAAGACAAAACAAGCAAAUACGAGGCACUAGCGAGACAAAUGAAGAGCAUGUGGAGGCUGCAGAAGGUGGAAAUAAAGCCGAUGAUAAUAAGCUGCAAUGGACUCGUCCACAGAAAAACCGUACAACACAUACGAGAACUUCAACUCCCCAUCAACGCAUUAUGUUGGAUGCAGAAAGCCGUAAUACUGGGGACGGUCAACAUCAUUCGGCAGGUGGUCUAUCCUCAUUAG